GGAUUCCUAACCUUUUUAUGCCGUGGCCGCAAACCACUGACCCGAAGUUACUGUGGGCCAGAAGUCACCACGGACCAGCAAACCAUGGACCAGAAGUCACUGCAGACUGACAAACUGUGGACCAGCAGUGACCGGCAUCCUGUGGGCAGAUAACAUUUGACUCCAAGAUGGGAAAACAGAACAGCAAACUACGCCCAGAAGUCAUGCAAGAUUUGCUAGAAAGUACAGACUUCACAGAACAUGAGAUCCAGGAGUGGUACAAAGGCUUCUUGAGAGACUGUCCAAGUGGACAUUUAUCUAUGGAGGAGUUUAAGAAAAUAUAUGGGAACUUUUUUCCUUAUGGGGACGCUUCUAAAUUUGCAGAACACGUAUUCCGCACCUUUGAUGCUAACGGCGAUGGAACAAUAGACUUUAGAGAAUUUAUCAUAGCCUUGAGUGUAACGUCUAGAGGGAAACUGGAGCAAAAGCUCAAAUGGGCAUUCAGCAUGUAUGAUCUGGAUGGAAAUGGAUACAUCAGUAAAUCAGAAAUGCUGGAAAUAGUGCAGGCUAUCUAUAAGAUGGUUUCCUCAGUAAUGAAGAUGCCAGAAGAUGAAUCAACACCAGAGAAAAGAACAGAGAAAAUCUUCCGUCAGAUGGACACCAAUCGAGAUGGAAAACUCUCUCUGGAAGAGUUCAUCCGAGGGGCCAAGAGCGAUCCGUCCAUAGUCCGUCUCCUCCAGUGUGAUCCCAGCAGUGCAGGGCAAUUCUAAACCAAUUGAUUGGAUGAAUUGUAUAUCUGCCUUUUUUUGCCAAACAACAUUCAUGGUGGUGUUGCCUCUGUAUGGCCAAUUAAUGCCUUCUUUUGUGGCAUCUUUUAGCUUCUUUUGUUGUGGAUUAAUUAUAAGAAUGCUGAAUUGCUCUUAACAAUUUGUCCAGAACACGGACAGUACUGUUUGCAACAGACAUCAUGGUGUUAAUUGUUUUAAAGAUUUUAUUUUGUUUUGUUUUAUUGUGUCUGUUUUCAAAGUAAGCAUCAAGAAGGAAAAAACCUGCAGCAACACACACUGACAGAUUUAGAUUGCUGCUUUAAUAGUUAGAAAUUUGCCCGCAGGAUCUGAAGCACUGUAAGUGUUGAAGUGCAAAGGGCUGCAUCAGGUGUAGUAUGUCCUGAUCUUCUGCCAAUAGGCACAAGUUAAAUUAUAAGACAGGAUCAGUACGAAGGGUUUGCACAAAUGUUGGCAAGUGACAACCCACUUCAACCCUUCUAUGACACCACAUUGUUUCAAGAUACUGUGAAUGUUGUGGGUUUUUUUAAGGAGUGUGGAGGAGAAAACAUGAUCAACUUUUUUACAAGGUUUACAAUGGUUGAUUUAGCAUGGUUGUAUUUGAAAAUCAAAGAUUUAUAAUCCAAAAACAAUCAGAGAGAUGCUACUGAAUCCAUUUGGGAAUCACCAGGCAGAUAUUGAAAACUGGGUCUGAAAGAUAAACUUAAGGGAGAUGUGUGUUUAGUGUGAGGUGUUCAGGCUAGGAAAAAAGUGUUUUUUACAUCAGGAGAAUGAGAGUUUGAUUAGCAUAGCAGCAUUGUACAACCUUACACAGCAAAUGCCAAGGCAAACCUGCUGAAUGUUCUUGUCCAUUCAGAAGUUCUUUUUUUUCUCUCUCUCUCCCUCUCUCUCUCUCUCUCCACAAAUAAUGCAGGUCCUAGGCCUGCUGUUACAGGGAAGCUAGUAUCAAAAACUGUUUGGAACAUAAAACUGUGGCAUUUGCAUUUCAUCUGCUUUAGUGGGGUUCAGAAAUCUGUAUGGAAACAAGGAAAUGGUACACUUAAUAGCAUAUUUAUAUAUGUAUAUAAAAAUUAAAGCAAGAUUAGCUACAAGAGAAAUGUGAAUGUUUAUCUUUUCACCUAGUUGCGGAAGGAUUUUUAAAAUUUGCUGCUGUAAGAUUGUAUCAUCUGGGUAGGGUCACUGUACUCGGAUCUGAGCCUAUGUUUGGGAUUUUGUGAUGAAUUUGCAAGUACUGAAGCAGCAUAACAUUUUAGUGCCAGGCAGCAUUAGGAUGACUGUGUGAGAGAUAAUCUAUCAUUUGUUGAGUCUGCUUUGGAAUCCUGUUGGCGAGCUAUGUCUGCAGUCAGCACACUAGAUCAGGAGUUUGUGAGACUGCCAUGGCAUAAUCUUUGUAGGAGAGGUGAAGGUGACAUUUGGUUAAGUGACCUUGUAGAUGCUAACCCCCUAUUAGCCUUAAUUUAAAAUAAAAAUGAAUAAAGUAGGUUAGUUCUGCUACUGCUAACUAGUUGAAUGCUAGUUAGCAAUCAGGAAAAAGUAGAUGGAUAUUACUAAUUUGUUUCUGGCCACUUACUAGCAAAACAUAUGUAGACAUUCAGAAAAGAGAAAAAAUCUUUGACUUAGCUAUCCUGUGUUUAAUAGUGGAGAUGCAUGAAAAUUAAUUCUCAAUAAUUAAUCAGUUCAAUUCAAGAUAUCAUCAGUGGCUAAGCAAACCUAAAUAAAAUGUCACCAGGUGCAUCUCUUGUCUCAAAGGGCCUAGAGGGCUUGCUCAGAAUCAGUUUACUUUCAGGUGGUUAGUGAAAUUCAAUUUAUGUUUUAUAUUGCUAAACAGAUUAAAAGACUAGACAAAAGCAUGUGUGCCAUGUGGAACAGACAGAUGCAGAAAGAGACAGGUGUCUCUAUGUAAUGCUAUUAGCUCUUUAUGGUGGUCCCUGGCCAAUCCUACUAUGAACUGAAAUGGGUUUAUCAAUUUCUCACCAGCUCCUUCUUUACUCUCUCCUCAGCCCCAUUAGAAACACCGGGCACAAAUGAGACCCUUUAAAGAAGAGCCUGUGAUCUCUGUGAUACUUUCAGUGUUCACAAGAAAUAGCCCCUGGAGACUCCCUGGGCCUUUGUACCUAGGCAAAAUCUGCAGAGAUGUCCUCCGGCAGCAUCAAAGAUCUGUUUGCUUGUUAGUGCUCUGAAGAUGGCUUUUUAUUUGUACAAAUCUGGCUAGAUACUUGGCUGGUGCAUGUUGCCCCAUGGAAGUUAAUGACCUCUAGCAAUUAAUGCUCUCAGCAGAUCUGGGUCUUUAUGAGACUGCACCAAAACUCUUCUCUAAGGUGCUCUGUUACCUUCACUAUCUGGAGUAAUUGGCUUAGAAAUCCUAGUGCCCAUAGGAAAAUGCUAAAGCUUUAAUCUCCAGUUUGUGUGCAGGCUCAUAGAUUAGAAGCAGACACAUUUAGAAAACCUGACAUUUAUUGGAACUGAAUUUGGAUAUCUCCUAUCAUUACAUCUUUUUUUUAGUACAGUGAAAGCAGUUGCAUUUGACUAAAACUAUUAAAGUGUUACCUUUUUUAAGCAGCUGCGUUCCAUCUCUUUUUUUCGUACCAGUAUAAGACUUUUGGUUCAGAAAUUAUUUUCUCAGUGUGUUCUUUUUUCCCCUCCUUUUGUUUUGGUUUUGUUUUGGACAGAAUCAAUCCAUGCGUUAAUACUUUCCUUUAAACAUGUGCUUGAAAAUCCAACUGUGAUGUGACCCUAGGCCAGUGGAGUUGUAAUUCUUUCCACUGGAACACAAAGUCUGGAAGACUAGAAGUAAUCUACAGCUGCAGAGGACAUAACUGGAGAUAUAGUUAUUGUAUAAACAUUUACAGAAUGUAUUAAGGUUAUUCCUUAACUGUAUUAAGGUUAUACCUGUAUUAAGUUUAUUCCUUUAACUUACAAUAUAUAUUGUUUCAAAAGAUUAACGAUCCCUUUCUUACUCUGUAAGUAAAAACAUCAUCUAUACUUUGAAAUUGAUCCAGAAUUUAAUUUGUUAAGCAGCCACCUGCAGUUUGCUAACAAAACAAAAUUGCAUUAUUUGUGCUCUUUAUUGUUUUGCUAAUUGUUGUUAUUGCUUUCAGUGAUAUCUUGAGAAGAGAUGGCCCAUUUGAAAUAAAACAUCACAGCAAGAUUAGACAUUUUUUUAAGUGACUGGAUUAACAUCUCUUUUAAGUUAAAGCACUGCAGGCAGGAUAGGCUGUUUGAUACCACUUCCUGCUACUUUGGAGGCAUAUUUUUCAGUAAUAUGUAUAUAUUUAGCAGGUAAACAACCAAUCUGGUACCUCAGAAAGUUUAGUGACUAGUAUGGAGACUUAAUACCUACAAAAGUACAUCCAAUACAAUUCCAGUUAUCUAGAAUUCUCACUUAAGCAUGGCUAUUUUUUGUUGUUGAGGACUAUCCAGAUACUGUGCCCUUAGCUGGCAAUACCACCCAGCUGUGCAGCCCAACUGGUAUUUGAUAGGCUGCAUUUGUUGUAAUAGCCAAACAGCAAAACCAGCCAGCAUUCACUGUCCUCAUCUCUGAAGACUGGGACCUUGGAUCACAGCCCCUGUAAAGCCAGCUGGUAUAUUCUCUGGUGCACUCUAGGUUUAGGUGAACUGAAGAACCACUAUCUUACUUGAAGCCCCAUGUAUCCAAAUGAGACCAGGUAAACAGAGCUGCAUGCUACCUCCUGCUGUGAUAGGAACAUUUAACACCUUGGAACAUUUCUCACUGUCCCUAUAAGAAAUACUUUGCUGUUUUCUGUUAGAAUGUUCUGUUCACUGUAAGGUUCACUCCCUAUAUAGCUACUCUCAAUGGGAGAUUUGUAAGUGCACCUAAGAUGAAAAGUCUGUACAUCUUGGCGCAGUACACAUCAUGAUCUGCAAACAGAGCUGCACCAAUAUGCAUCAUUUGUACUGUCAAAUGCCAUGGUACCCAGCAGGCUUGUAGGUAGAAUAGUUGGCUGCAGUGAGGGCAAUCUCUACAUUCAAAGCUAUCUUUGGAAGUGUUUAUUUGUCUCCCCUAUUUUAAACAGUGCGGCUUUUUAUAAACAUAGGAAAAAGGACAACCACCCAAGGAAACCAGUGCUGUCAGAAUGAGAGAAAAACCAUUAGCAGAGGCCACCAGCCAGAUGUAAUUCCUUGAAUUUCAUAUUCCAACCCUGUUCAUUAACACUAAACUGCUGUACCUGAUCUGGGUGGAAGUGUGAGUUUAAGUCCAGGAUCAUUUUCUAAAUUAAUCUUGUGACAGAACUCUGUCCCAUUGUUACCUGUGGUGGGAUGGUUUUUGGCUGCACAGGAUAGUGCCACGUGACUGAUAUGAGACCUGCUGAAAGUAAUACUUUGCUCAUCAUUUACAAAGUCAGCUGGUGCUUUUAAGCUCUGUAUCUUUCUUCAUUUCAUGUAUUUGAAGUUGGUUUAUAGCUUUUAUGACCUACUAUACUAUUUUAAAGGAUAACUAAGUUUGGUAAACAUUAGCCAAACAGGAUUGAAAGGGAGAACCAUACGUUGGAUCCCCAGUGUCUCCUACUCCAAUAUCAAGUCCAUUUCCAUCAAGCAGCAAGGUCACAGCUAGUAGUUAUGAGAAGAGUAAGUUAAUUGGCUUUAUUUUACUAGUAUGUUCUCCCAUGGUAUAACUGCAUCUUCAGUAUGUUUCUGUUGUUUACUGGAUGUUUUAGAGACAAAGGGCUUUGCCAUUAACCUUGUGUUUUUGGUUACACUGAUGUAAAUUGCAUGUUCAGUGGUACCCAAUGAGAAUAGUAAUACUUUUCACCCACCUUGCAUGUCUGUAAAUGGUUAUGCAAUGGAAGGUCAGGCCCAAGGAUCAGGCCUGCUCUGGCAUAUAGCUAUGAAACGAAAUGGCACCUACCUUCUAACUAAACAGAUGUGCUUCCCUGGUGUGUUCAGUCAGAGCUGCUGGCUCCUGUUACAAAAUAAGCAUUUAGUAUUUUUCACUUCGGAGCCAACAUGUCUGCAGGGAGGGGGAAGGAUUCUUUUCCUUCUCAUGUAUGAGGAACAGAUCUAUUUACCGUGCUCCAAUUAAACUCCAGCCAAGAUAACAGAUGGUCACUAAGGGCAUAAUUGGAAGACAAAUGGUGUUUCACAGGUGUAACUGAGGACAUAAUUUGGCCUGCAGAACUUUUGUUCCUGAGUAUGAUACACAAGAAAAAAACAGCUGAGCCUGACUCAGUUUUCGAGCCAAGCUAUAGGAAAAUACCUUUGUAAACUGCAAACAUUUUACAUAAAAUGACUGAAUCAACAGACACCAAACUCUGCAUGCCUGACAGAGAGCACCUUUUCAGAGAAGGAUUGCACUUCAACCAUUGGUGCUCCUCUGUUUAGAAACAGAAUCAAAUAAUGGCUGCAAAUUGUUGUGAAAUGCAGGUACCAGUGCACUGUGGGGAUACUGCAUUUGGAUAAUUCAGAAGGUGGAUUUGUCUUCAUUUCUCCCACUCUAUGAGACCAUAACUGACUUUUAUACCUUUGGGUGUCUCACUUAGUAGCAUCUGUCAUUUCACUCUUUACUGCCCUACUCUAUUUGCAUUAAUCUACAAAGACAUAUGAUAUCCAAGUAAUGGUGGAUACCAAUCAGACCCUAUUAUACAUUUUACUUACCCUCUCCUUCUCAGUGCUUUGGGGACACUGGUUCUUGACAUCCACAAGUGCAGAUAUUGAUGCCGCUUCAUGGAUAAACUUCUAAUGUGGCCCCCAAGCUUGGGUAUGCCUGGGUAGUUGUGCACUGCUCACCAAGCCACAGUAUCUACUAUAAUUAAAUACUCUAAACAUCUGAAAUAAUGUGGCUUAGUUUAACCAACACUGUUCAAUCUAAUUAUAUUGUUUAAUCUGAAACAAUAUCAAUUUAAUAAAUUGAACCAUGCCAGGUUUUUUCCUAUGGCUUUUGUAAUGGAGAACUGAUUUCUUCAGGGCAGAGCUGGUGUCUUCCUAUAUGUCAGUAUUAUGGGAGCCUUGAUUCUGACUGGAGCUUGUGGGUGCUACUGGACAACUAGUAUUUAAAAAUAAUAAUGUCAUGUUAAUUCCUUCUGACAAAUACACAAAAGCAAACCUUAUCUACAUUUUCUUUGCUUUUCUUCUUCCAAAGGAGUAUCAGAGUGAACAGGGUAGAUGGGGUUUUCAAAGGUAUUCAGCACUGGCCUGAUUCCACUCCCACCAAAUUUGAGGGAGGUUUUAUACUUGACUACAGAAGCUUUACCCUUGAAUUCAGCAUGACCAGAAUUGAACCAAUGUUGAGCCCUUUUGAGAAUCCCACCCUACCUGUCCAAAGAAUGAACAUGCCCAAGAAACUGAGGGGGGAGAUGAUGAUUAUUAGCAAAAAUACCUGGAAAAAUGUUUCUGAACACUAAGUUGCAUUUGCCCCGAUGAUUGGCUAUGAACGGUGUCACGCUCGAUGGGUUUUAGGCAAUCAUCUGUAGGAGAUUCUGCUUUCUUCCCUCCUCUCCUGCCAUUAGGUACCAGCAUUUCCACUGUAGCCAACCCUUAUAGGUAAGUAUUUGGAAGAACAAAUAUAGUUGCAAGCUAUAUCAAAUAGUCAUAUACAUUAUUUUGUGUCUAGACAUGACCAUUCCAAUGCUUUAGAAGAUCAUGGGGUUUUUUUAUUUUCUCAUUUAAUUUCCUUGCUGAUAUUUCAGCUUGUGUUCUUUUUUAUAGCUCUUCUGAAGACAGUGAAAUGUCCUGUUACUAGAUUCAGUCCUCCCAAUUCUUAUUUUUAGCUCUUAUUACAACAAAAUUCCUAUUAAUCCUAACAGCAGCUUUGCUUUAGUUACCACACAGAGAGUCCUGUGCACCAUGAAAAUGGAGUUUUUGAGUGAUUUAGAAAUUGUUUUUGUUUGCACAAUAUUGGCUUUUGGAGUUGGCUGUAUUACAUAUUUGACAUGUCUUGCAUUAGAACUUAAUUCCUCAGUUCACCAGCCCUUUAGGAUUUCCACUUUUCCUUGUUAUAUUUCUGCAGGUUUGGUCAUUUUGCAAGCAUUACACUAGCUAUAAGUGUAUUAGCUAAGAGCCUGUCCAAGCAAUUUUGACAUUAUCCUGCUCAAAAACAAUGUAUGGUAGGGAUUUAGAGCUUGAGGCUAAGUGCACUCCACAUACACAGCACACAUGAAGAUCAGUGGGCAUUCCACAAGUGCAACACUUGCCUUAUCUAUCUCUUAAGGUAUGUCUACCCAGCAGACUGAAGUGUAUUGAAGAGAGACUGACGCUAGCUUUGACUUGGCUUGGGCCCUGGAGAUGGCUGAGCCCUGACCUAGCUUUCGGUACAGGCUAGUUUACUCUGCUUCUUGGAAAAAAAUGACAUACCUGUCCUUCUUCUGUGCAUUACUUCUUUGCAAACAAGCCCAUGUAUUCUGAGCAAGAAAUGUCCAGUUCAGAAAGAAGGAGAAAUAGGAAUUAAACUAGCUCGAGCUGCAACAUCUUAUGGCUGUUGUCUCAAAUCCUGGGUGUCCUCUGUAUGGUCACAUUACAUGUUGUGGGUCAAGUUUUUUUUUUUUCCAUUUUGGCUAUAGCCUCAUUUGAUCACAUCAAAAGCCUUCACUCAGUUCUUCCACAGGCAAAACCUGCUGCAAGUGAAGUCUGUAGGAGAGUUGCCUGCAUAAAGAUGGAGAGAAGUCUAGGAUUUGGCCCAUUGCUGUGAUUCCUCUGGAUGUUGUAGAUAUUCCCAGGGUGAUACACAAAGCCCAACGUAUAAAUUGAAACCAAUAAACAGAGGUUGAAGGAGUGCAGUGCAUGUAGUCUGUGCUCCUAAGUAUAAUCAAUCCUUGUCCUUUUAUAAACUUCUAAAAUAUUUCUCAGUGUGACCAGGAUAAACGUUUCUCAUGUACCUGAGUUAUAUGACAGAUUCAGAAGAAUGACUCUUUCCUCACUGACGAUGCUUUCCUAUCUGUCAACUGUUUUCCUCUGUACAUAUGACCUGCAGAUCUAUGGAAGUCCUACCAGCAUUGGUUUGUAUUUUUAAGGCUGUACUGGUGUGUGAUGGUAUUGUGUUUUAGUAGUGGCAUCUUUGUUGUACGAUGUAAAAACAAUUUAAAAUAACUUCUUUUAUUAUUGUUCAACCUAAAGACACAGCACCAAGAAAUGCAUGUUUCUGUUCAGUAGAAUCAACCUUUUUCUUUUCUGGUUAGCAAUAGCUGCAUGGGAUGCAGUUGUUUUCUGUGGUGUACAAAACCUGCAUUCUUCUUUUAAUAGGGGUUAGUUUCAAAAUGUCACAAACUCUUCCAGUGCAGUCUGUUUUUCUGCAUUUAUCUCACAGAUACAAACUUUUUUGAUCACACAUGCUGUGUUGUUCUCACUGCUAUAUAACUGCAGCCAGGCUUGCAGGAGGAGGGCAAGACACAGCAGGCUCUCCCAUGAACCUAUAAUCAAUAGUCCCAUGUGAAGCUUAUAGCAAAGAGUAUCUCAUCCCUCCAGAUAUGCUGCCAAGACCAGCUUGUGCAGACUUUUUAUCAGUCAGUCACAUUUUUGCUCUUGGUUUCCCCUCAGAGACUGUUGACUACAUCAAAAUUAAUUUGAUGUGUUGCAGACUUAGGUUGGCCCAGUUUAGUCCUUUUCUUCUUAAUGAUGAGGGUAACUGCUAAAACUAUAACUUAAAAUACGGUUGGUCUUGAACUGUAAAUUCUGGGUCUGAGUCCCACUUGGGGCAUUUAGAUCUAGCUAGGGUGUUAGCUCAGCUCAUCAAAGAUGGCAAUAUUUUGAUGUUUAGAUCCACUUCCCUUUAAAGUUUGCUUGGAUCCAGGACUGUGGUACAACCAACCUCUGUAGUUACCACCCAGUUUCUGAGAAGGGUGGGAAUCCAUUUUAUAGUCAGGCCCAGGAGAAGGUGUCCUGUAUUUCAGGAGUGGUUUUAAGGGUGAAGCAUUUUAAAAUGCUGACUAAAAUUUAGCAAAUAUGUUUGUCCUUGCUAUUUGAACACUCGCCAAACAGCAUUGUGUGGUUAAAAAAGAUACAUUUGUAACAAGGUUUUUUUCAGUGCCAAACACAUGAACAGUAUUGUUUGAAGGGAAAUACAAUUUUUUACUGUAAUGUUAUUAAUGUUGAACAAGUAUUGUUUUUAAAUGUUAGAUUUUGAAGACUUUUGUAUUGUAAACUGUUUUGUGACACGGUGCUUUUUCAUACUGGAAUUACCGAUUGCACCUAACUAUGAAUUAUAAUGUUUUCUUAUAUAAAUACGUAACCAUGAACAAUCUUUAUGACAAACCAGUGUAUGGCGAAUACCCAAGAUUCAAACAAAUUCUCCAACUGAGACCCCCUAAAUGUUCUUUCCCACUAAUAAAUAUUCUGCUGGAGCUA
Alligator mississippiensis (American alligator) is the source of this 10058-nucleotide messenger RNA. RefSeq names its product neurocalcin delta (gene NCALD). Gene Ontology annotation, biological process: calcium-mediated signaling. The coding region runs from base 168 to 749 and encodes 193 amino acids. Gene Ontology annotation, molecular function: tubulin binding; actin binding; calcium ion binding. The record is from RefSeq and is a predicted model, not a curated record. Gene Ontology annotation, cellular component: cytosol. NCBI's taxonomy places the organism in Eukaryota, Metazoa, Chordata, Crocodylia, Alligatoridae. The transcript has 4 exons.